This is a messenger RNA of Lathyrus oleraceus (garden pea), 1251 nucleotides long. RefSeq lists its product as uncharacterized. The coding region runs from base 1 to 1251 and encodes 416 amino acids. The record is from RefSeq and is a predicted model, not a curated record. The transcript is spliced from 3 exons. NCBI's taxonomy places the organism in Eukaryota, Viridiplantae, Streptophyta, Magnoliopsida, Fabales, Fabaceae.
AUGGAUCAAUCAAAUACUACUAUUGAAGUUGAAAAUGACCACCAUGCUGAUGCACCUUCAAUAGUGUUGCACAGUAAAUCCAAGAAAGUGGUGAAAUCAAGAGAGAGUAGUUAUAGUAGUGAUGAGUUUGAGGCAUCAAUAGGAGAGAAACCAUCGAGAUAUGAGAUUUGGGGAUGGUAUCUAUAUGAGUUUUGUUCUUACUUUGUUCAAACGGUUCUUAUACCUGUGCUGUUUCCUUUGAUUAUUAGUCAGUUACAGAUUCUACCUACGGAUCCUGUUCAAGAAUGGCAAAAUGAUCACCAUGGCAUGCUUUGUUCAGACAAAGAAAUUCAUCUUUGUUCUGCGACUGCAACACUGAUCGCAGUCGUCACAGUGUUAAUUAACCCUAACCCUAAUGUGCAUGCAAACUUGGAUUUUAUUGCAGGUUCAGCUGUAAUCUCUUCUUUCAUUUAUCACAUGCUUAGAGAACCUGAUGAUAGAAAUCUUUUCACCCUUUGGAUUGUUUCGAUCUUCAGUGGCUUAAUAUGGUUGGUUGGUGUUUUGCAUGUCGUUACAGCUAUAAAUAGGACAUCUGUUUCCAUUGUUUCAUUCAACAAAUCAUUGUUUUACCCUUGUUCUAUAUUUCAUCAUCCAAAAGCAAUAGGAGGGCUUUUCGGGGUUUUUCUAUCAUCCUUUACAACAAUGUGUAUUUUCACUGGUGCUGUUCUUUUCAUAGUUGGUAACCUUUGUAUUAAGCCAUUACACUUGCUUUAUUUCUGGUUAAUUUAUUUCCUUUUCCCUUUGGUUUCACUUCCACUUUUACACCCGCUACAACAACUAAUAAAGGCUAGUUCUGUGAAAAUGAAGAUCAUUGGUUUUCUUUUGUCAAUGUUGUCUUCUGGUUUUGGAUUCUACUUUUGGAAUAGUCAAUGGAAAUGGGGUCAUAUAUUAAUAUUUGGAGGGAUUCAAGGUAUUGGAAGUGGAGUUUUGCAUGCAUUUGGAAGAGUUUUGGUUUUGGAAUGUGCUCCUAAAGGGAAAGAAGGCGUUUUCAGUGUUUGGUAUGGUUGGAUUAGAGCUGCUGGUUUGUGUUUGGGUUUCACAGUUGCUUCUGUUGUUCCUGGACAGAUUAAGACUUCUUUUGGAGCUGCUUUUGUUGCUGCACUUGUUGGAACUGUUGUUCUUCUUUUUGGAAAUGUUGGUGAUGAUAAUGAGAGUGGCUCUCAUGGCAAUGAUAAUCUUGGCUUAGAUUCUAAAGAAUCUGUUAGUGUUUAA